AUAACUCCUUGCAAUAUAUGUUCUCCUAAUGCAGGUAGCAAUGCCCCUGCGAAACCUUGGGAACGAGCAGGGACCUCAUCUUCAGGUCCCACACCUUUUAAACCCUCAUCACCUGGCAGCACCAGUGAUGUAGUUGAGGCAUCUGGAACAGCAAAACCUGGCGAAAUUGUUCCAGCUGUCAAUAAGAAUACAACUGUGGCUGGAAAUUCUCUUGGUAGGCCUGUACCGACUAGGCCGUGGGAACUGCAAACAUAUGGGAGCACAUAUGGAGGCUAUGGCUCUGGUCUAAAUUAUAAUUCUGGAUACGGCUCUGGAAUGUAUGGUUCUUCGUAUGGUGGAUAUGGAGGGUCUUAUGGUGGUGGAUUGUACGGAAAUAACAUGUAUAGAGGAGGUUAUGGUGGUCUAUAUGGAGGCGGUAUGUAUGGUGGUGGUGGAGGAAUGUAUAAUGGUGGUUUUGGUGGUCCAAUGGGUGGUUAUGGAACGGGCAUGGGCCCUUAUGGUGAUCAAGAUCCAAAUAACCCCUAUGGUGCUCCAUCAUCUCCUCCUGGCUUUUGGAUUUCUUUCCUCCGGGUGAUGCAAGGUGUAGUGAACUUUUUUGGCAGGAUAUCAAUUCUGAUAGACCAGAACACCCAGGCAUUUCACAUGUUCAUGACUGCACUGCUUCAGCUUUUUGAUCGCACGGGCUUAUUGUAUGGAGAGUUGGCGAGAUUUGUUUUGCGAUUGUUGGGAAUCAAAACAAAACCCAGAAAGGUUGAAGGACCAGGGCCUAAUGGACUUCCUGCUCCUCUCAAUCCCCACGGUAAUCAAAACUACAUUGAGGGUCCAAAGGGCGCUCCAAGUGGUGGAUGGGAUAAUGUUUGGGGAGACGGUUCUAGUUAAGCCCACAAUUUCAACUUGAUAAAAUGAUAAAACGAGACUAGAAUUACAAGCUGUGUGGUAUGCAAGGAGAUCCUAUGGAUGCAAAGCUUCUUGGUUGGUUCGCUAAAUUACCUCUGCUGUUUGCUUGAAAUAAAAAUCUCUUCCUCCUGAUUUUGUAACCGAGUUACAGCGACCAUGGAUGUGUGCAAGGAGGAGAGGUGUUUGAAUAAAUGAUCA
This is a messenger RNA of Manihot esculenta (cassava), 1095 nucleotides long. Its product is annotated as peroxisomal membrane protein 13. Gene Ontology annotation, cellular component: peroxisomal importomer complex; peroxisomal membrane; peroxisome. The annotation marks the transcript as partial. The transcript has 4 exons. The record is from RefSeq and is a predicted model, not a curated record. Gene Ontology annotation, biological process: protein import into peroxisome matrix, docking. Lineage: Eukaryota; Viridiplantae; Streptophyta; Magnoliopsida; Malpighiales; Euphorbiaceae.